Molecule: messenger RNA, 1490 nt
Organism: Protomyces lactucae-debilis
Lineage: Eukaryota; Fungi; Ascomycota; Taphrinomycetes; Taphrinales; Protomycetaceae
Product: Peroxin 13, N-terminal region-domain-containing protein
Exons: 1
Coding region: 130-1434 (434 amino acids)
Biological process (GO): protein import into peroxisome matrix, docking
Cellular component (GO): peroxisome; peroxisomal membrane; peroxisomal importomer complex
Molecular function (GO): protein binding
Source: RefSeq, a predicted model, not a curated record
GCACAGGCCUCGGUUGGAGAUACGCACAACAACACCCAGCAGCAACCAGACUAGAGUAUCAGCUCAACGACCUUCUCUAGCCGGUUCUACUUAGCUUCUACUUCUAGUUCGCCACUGAGUCAAUAGACUAUGUCCCGGCCGAGUCCGCCAAAACCUUACGAACAAGCAGGCGCUGCCAACGCGUCAGCAUCGACAGCCCUCGCUGCCCCUGCAGUCCCCUCACAGCUACCAGGCGCAGCAUCGACUUCAGCUCAUGCCGCAUCGACUGCAGAUCAAAGUUGUGGCGCCGCGCCGGCACUACCUGGACGACCGGUCGUUGGUGCUGCGAAUGCGGCAGCAGGGAUGGGCAUGCCUGGUACGACUGGCUAUGGCGCGACGGCAGGCGGAUAUGGGAGUGGUUAUGGCAGUGGGUAUGGGACCGGUGGGUAUGGUGGAUAUGGCUCAUCGAUGGGUGGGUAUGGCUCAUCGAUGGGUGGGUACGGUUCUAGCAUGGGCGGGUACGGUUCUUCCAUGUAUGGCGGCGGUAUGGGUUCUUAUGGUGGUAUGGGCUCGUAUGGUGGAUAUGGCGGCGGCAUGGGUUCCUAUGGCGGUUAUGGCGGUGGAUAUGGAUCCAUGGGUGGCCCCUACGGUGGCCAAAUGGACCCCAAUGACCCAAACUUCUCUCAACGCAUGGCAGGCUCAACGCAGGCAACCUUCCAAUUCAUUCAAAGUAUCGUUGGUGCGUUUGGUGGUUUUGCACAGAUGCUGGAAAGUACCUUUAUGGCGACGCAUUCAUCCUUCUUCGCCAUGGUCAGUGUCGCCGAACAAUUCGGCCAUCUUCGCAAUUCCAUCGGCUCAGUUCUUGGUAUUUUUGCAUUGAUGCGGUGGUGUCGCUCGCUCCUCGCAAAACUCACCGGUCGACCGUUGCCGAACCCUGACUUGUCAGCUGAUGCAUUCGCUCAUUUCGCUGCUAAUGGUGGUGGUCCCGAUGGUCCUAAUGCGCCCAAGAUUUCAAGAAAACCAUUGCUUGUGUUUUUGAUGGCUGUUGUCGGCUUACCGUACCUCAUGUCACGACUCAUUCGGUCCAUGACGGCCAGAGAAGAAGAAGCACGACAACGACAAUUACAAGAAGAACACAACCUACAAACAGGUGCUGCGCUGGAUCCUGCGCAACUCGAAUUCUGCCGUGCGUUGUUUGACUUUGUGCCACAGGAUGCAGCGAUGGAGUUGCAGUUGCGCAAGGGCGAUCUGGUGGCAAUCUUGAGCAAAACAGAUCCGAUGGGCAAUCCGUCCGCUUGGUGGCGUGGUCGAUUGAGGGACGGCACAGUUGGGUAUAUCCCAAGCAACUACGUCGAAGUCAUUCGCAAAGGGACAGCGGCGCCGAUACAAGAAGGCCAAAAGCAAAUCGAAACGCAACUCUCACCGGAGGAAUUCACUCGCAACUUUGGUCAAUGAAGAGGUUUUCAGAGUACAUAGUAUUAGAUUAUUGUCGUACACAAACUCUACUGCAU